This is a messenger RNA of Amoebophrya sp. A25, 873 nucleotides long. The record is from the annotation of a GenBank genome assembly. NCBI's taxonomy places the organism in Eukaryota, Dinophyceae, Syndiniales, Amoebophryaceae.
GUUAUUCUACGUCGACGACAAGGGAUCUAGUACCUUUGAUGCUGGCAGACGCAGCUCACGUAGUUUUCGGAGAGGAGAAAUUUCCUUGUGUAGACUCGUGCCCCGGAAAUCCGCUCGGAAAAUACUCGUUGCUGCACCAUGGGAGCCAUAUUCAAAAGUACUACUUUCUAAAUUGGGUGAUAAAAGAACACAUGGAUGAGUUUCUGCUCUUAUUCCUUGUGGCUUGUGUUUGUGUCGUGGUAUAGUCUCUUAUUUAUUAAGUUCGUAAUAUGAGAUUCAUCGUCUACUAGUAGAAUUCCUAUUUCCCAAACGCUUAUCAGCGAUGCUUUCCAGAGCAGCGCGAGUGGUUCAGUGGCCUCCUCUUCCUCGGUGAACAAGAGCAGAACGCAUCAUCACUUACCUGGUGUCGCUCGGAUGCAGGAGACAAGCGAGCGAAACAACUUUUUGGAGUGUGUUGCCGGAACGCUGCGUCAGUCUACACGAGUAGGACGCUUCACACUCAUGCUUCACAAAGAGUGGGAUCCGGCGAUUCAAAAUAUUUUCCAAGAAAGUUCUGAAAGGAGCUAGCAGAGAUACUCAAGUUAGUACAGAUUUUUUUACAAUCAGAAUCGCGGAGUGUGGCGAUGAAGUGUUGUAAUUUUGAUAAGACGUUGAUCGUUCUUCUCGAUCUCAGAAACUAACAAAAGCAAAGGUUGAUAAGAUCUUUCUAGAUAGAACCCACUCGCAAUGCAUCGAUUCUUCUUGCAGCACAUUGCAGGCACAUGCAGAACUACGGAAGGUUGCAAAUUCCAAGGAAUUCUCUUCCAUACGUAUAUUUUUGUUAAAUUUUGGGAAGAUGUGUUGUCGAAGAUUUUGGUGAAACGGUAUAUGCAC